CAAAGUAAGGAAGCGAAUGUGGCCGGUCGCCUGAACGUUCGAACUGGGCGUGUCAAAUCGCGUUUGUUUGGUGUGGUGGACAGGACCCGUGUAGCCGCUCCGGAUUUUGGAUUGAGGGAGCACGCUUGCAAUGCCUGCGAUUGUUGCGUUUACGGCCCUCCUAUUGCUGUCCCAACAGCCGGCCGAUGUGCCUUUAGCUCCGCCCACCAACGUGACGGUGAAUUGCACGGACACUCGGGGUAUUGUGCACUGGCAGUACGGCGAGGAAGCCCAUGUCCGCUUUCUGGUCGAUGUGGGCAACUCCAAGAGUAAGCCCGAACGAAAUGCGACGAAACAGCACUUCUACAAAAAUAUAACCGCUCGGGUGUGGGAGUCGAUGGAGAGCGCCAUGGACGUGCACUACGUCAGCGUGGCCGCCGUGGUACCCGACGGACGCUUGUCCCGCCGAAUCUCCACCACCUUCACGUACAAUAGAGUCAAGAUGGCCGACGUCAAAUGUAAGUUGGGCAUUCCUGACGUGGACGUGAAGGCGGACAACGGGAGCACCACUGUCAGCUUCCGCAACCCGUUGCGCCACGACCCCCAACUGCGCCACGCCACAAGGGGGGCCGCCACUUUCAGAUUCAAUGCUACGUAUGACUCUGGGGAGGUGGAGGCUGUCUGCGAACCAUACCAGAACGUGUGCCGGGCAAACGUGACCUUCCCGCCGGGUUCCGACGAGUGCGUCACGCUGACGGGAUGGGUGAGCGACUCCGGGGGCGGCCGGCUGGACUUCGGGCCGUCUCGCCGCAUUUGCGUGAAGGGCUCGUCGGGGCGCGCGACGCUGCUCAUUGGGCUGCCCAGCGUCCUGACCAGCGUCCUGGUGGUGGGGGGGCUGCUCAUCUGCGUGGUGGCGUUGGUGUGGAGGCUGGUCGUAAAGGCCCCCAAGGAACAUCUCUUUCCUCAAGUGUCUGCUUGUUGCCAAAAUUGGAUUAAUUGGAUUCAAAGUUGCUUCGCGGGCUUAAGUGAGCUGCUGCCCCAGGAGGAAGAAGUGGAGGAAGUGGAACACAAAAAACUGAAGGUGGAAGAGGACGAGAAGGGGAAAGGGUGCUGGGGCUCAAAUUACGACCAAGUCCAUGAGAACAUGCACUUGUGUGGCAUAUGUAAGCAUGAUAUAUAGUUUAUAUAGAGUUAUAUGGGCCUGUGGAAUAAUUUGAACUGCAGCUGACGAGUGUGUAUACAUGCAAAUUAAUAAAUAAAAUAAUAGUUUACACAA
This is a messenger RNA of Syngnathus typhle (broad-nosed pipefish), 1255 nucleotides long. RefSeq lists its product as uncharacterized. The coding region runs from base 131 to 1159 and encodes 342 amino acids. The transcript has 4 exons. Lineage: Eukaryota; Metazoa; Chordata; Actinopteri; Syngnathiformes; Syngnathidae. The record is from RefSeq and is a predicted model, not a curated record.